AUGCUGUCCUCCAUCCAGAUCCUCGCCAUCCUGGCCGCCACCGCCUCCGCCCACAUUGUCAUCUCCGACCCCAAGCCCUUCGAGGGCUCCAUCAACUCCCCCAUCGGGGACUCAAACCCCUUCCCCUGCCAGGGCAAGACCAGCGGUCCUUCUAACUCCAUGGAGCUGGGCUCGUCGCCAAACCUCGCCUUCAUGGGUUCCACCGUGCACGCCGGUGGCUCGUGCCAGAUCUCCCUGACCUACGACACCGCCCCCAGCGCCUCCUCUGCCUGGAAGGUCCUCACCUCCUUCGAGGGUGGCUGCCCCGCCCGUGGCCAGACCGGUAACCUGACGCCCGAGUCCGCCACCCUGGCGGUGCCCGACCAGUACAACUUCACCGUCCCCUCCGACAUCCCCGCCGGCAAGGCCACGCUCGCCUGGACCUGGAUGAACAAGAGCGGUGGCGUGCGCGAGUUCUACAUGAACUGUGCUGCGGUUGAGCUCACCGGAACUGGUGGUGACCAGGCCAACUUCGAGAAGCUGCCCAACAUGGCCGUUGCCAACGUCCCCAGCGUCAACAGCUGCACCACCACCGAGGGCAACGACUACACCUUUGAGAACCCCGGCAGCGACGUCCGCAAGGAGGGUGACGGUCCCUUCUCGCCCCUCAAUGGAUCCGGCUGCGAGGUUGGCGGUUCCUCCGGCACGAGCCCCGCUGGCGGUGCCGCCACCAGCGCUGCUGCUGCUGCCCGCGCCGUCCGCCGGGGUACCAACGGCAAGGUCGCUCGCGAGUUCUAA
Diaporthe amygdali is the source of this 777-nucleotide messenger RNA. RefSeq lists its product as uncharacterized. The transcript has a single exon. The record is from RefSeq and is a predicted model, not a curated record. The coding region runs from base 1 to 777 and encodes 258 amino acids. NCBI's taxonomy places the organism in Eukaryota, Fungi, Ascomycota, Sordariomycetes, Diaporthales, Diaporthaceae.